AUGGCGGCGCACAGGUUUUACGUUGGAGUUGUGGCGAUUACGGCCGUCGUUCUCGCCAUCGCCCUCCCUGCCGUCCAGGCUCAGACUGAGGCUCCGGCUCCGGCGCCCGCAAGUGAUGGUCAGAUCUUCUCUCCGAUACCUCGUCCUUGUUUCCGCGUUCUCUCCGUCAUCGCUCGUUCGACUCUGCAUGCAUAUCUCAGGGGAUUUCAUUUUCCUGAGACCUCCUGAGCAGCGGUGCUCUACUUUUCAUCGUUCGGUAGUUUUCCACUGUUUUCCUCUUCUUGUGACUUCUCUCCCACCCUGCCCCCUUAAACUCUAUAUUCUACGGUUGAUUCGUCGGUGACGAACUAGUUUCCGUGACAUCUGGCAAAUGCUUCGUCUUCGCAACACCGUUUUUCCUGAUUAGCAUUUCCUUCUCAGAUCACGUGUAAUGAACUUUUGACGCGGUUGGCGUUCUCCUUCAUUUUGAAAAUUAAAAUGAAUCAUCCCGCGCGGACGGGUAAAGUCCAAAAUAACGCAGCUCAGAUCUGCUGCUGAGCGACUAGCUUGUUUCCUCGUCCGGUCACGUUAGAUGUCCGCAACUGUUUAUUCAUCCACCUUGCCGCAGUUACGCCCCCUCCCCUUCACUGCAGUAACGGACGCGCUGUUUCCUCCUCACAGGAACUUCGAUCGACCAAGGAAUCGCCUACGUCCUGAUGCUGUUGGCCUUGGUCCUCACCUACCUCUUCCAUCCCCUGGACGCCGCCGAGUACAAGCUCUUCUGA
Molecule: messenger RNA, 764 nt
Organism: Spirodela intermedia
Lineage: Eukaryota; Viridiplantae; Streptophyta; Magnoliopsida; Alismatales; Araceae
Source: the annotation of a GenBank genome assembly